Cavia porcellus (domestic guinea pig) is the source of this 584-nucleotide messenger RNA. RefSeq names its product centromere protein W (gene Cenpw). Gene Ontology annotation, cellular component: nucleoplasm; kinetochore. Bases 191 to 457 code for a protein of 88 amino acids. Gene Ontology annotation, biological process: kinetochore assembly; chromosome segregation; mitotic cell cycle. The record is from RefSeq and is a predicted model, not a curated record. NCBI's taxonomy places the organism in Eukaryota, Metazoa, Chordata, Mammalia, Rodentia, Caviidae. Gene Ontology annotation, molecular function: DNA binding; protein heterodimerization activity. The transcript has 3 exons.
AGCCCACGUAGCGACGUCACUUCCGGGCGCCAGCACGCUAUCUUGGCGCCGGGUUCAAACCCAGGAGCUGUGUCCUGGAAACCGAAGAAGCUGGACCGGCAGUGGUGCGUCCUUCCAGUCCCAGCCUCCUGAGCUCCUGUGCUGCUCCGAGCAUCUGGGAAGCAGAGAAGGCGGGGACCUGAGCGCGGAGAUGGCGUUGUCGUCCACGAUCUCCCAGAGGAAGCACAUAAAGCGCCGCGCUCCCCGCGGCUUCCUCAGGCGCGUCUUCAAGCGCCAGAAGCCCCACCUUCGUCUGGAGAAGCACGGCGACGUCCUGGUUCAUUUGAACUUUUUACUGUUUGUUCAUCGGUUAGCAGAGGAGGCCAGGAUAAAUGCUUGUGAGAAUAAGUGUGGAAUCAUUAAGAAGGAUCACAUAUUGGCUGCAGCAAAGGUAAUUCUAAAGAAGAGCAGAGGUUAGAAGUCGAAGAACAUGUUCGUGAAAAUUAUAUGAUGGCUUAUUUUAUUUGGUAGCAUGUUAUAAAAGUACUUUUUAUGUGUUAAUUUGUAUCGUGGAUUAUUAAAGUGUCAGCUGGAUGAGAAAUGUG